AUGGAAGAACAGCUUAACUCGGAUCAAGAAUUGUUAUACUCAGAAGCUGCAAUGAAAUUGAGUGACGAUUUUUAUGCUCAGUUGAAACUCAGUGAUUCUGAAGAAGAAGAUGAAGAGGAAUUUUCCUUUGUAUGUGAAGUGGCAAAUGAUUCUCAAAUAACAGCUGGAGAUGCAUUUGUCGAUGGCCAGAUCAAGCCGGUAUUUCCAUUAUUCAACCGGGAUUUGUUAUUUCCCGAUGAGGAUGAAAAGAUUUUGCGGGAGAAUUUGCCGAUCAGGCCUCCGGUGAAGAAGGUUUUUGUUGAAAGAAAAGAUGGGUCGACGUCAACUUCGUCGGAGAAGGACGACAUAUCUGGACCUUGCUGCGAGUUGAAGACAAGAAAGGUGGUGGAGGCGUCGCCGGAGGAGGUAUGCAAGAAAAGCAACUCAACUGGGUUUUCAAAGAUUUGGAGGUUGAAAGAUUUUAAGGCGAGGUGCAAUAGUGAUGGAAGAGACGCCUUUGUCUUCUUGAAUAAUAACCAUACACCGCCGUCCACGGCGGAGCCAGCGGCGGCGAGUGGUGGUGAGAAAAAAGAGUCAACGAAGAAAGCCAACGGGUAUGGGAAGGCAAAGAAGAGUAAAACGUCGCCGUUGUCGGCCCAUGAGGUGUAUUUGAAAAAUAAGGCGAAAAUGGAUGAUAGGCAAAAAUCUUAUUUACCUUAUAGGAGGGAGUUGUUGGGAGUUUUCACAAAUGUUAAUGGUGGACUAACCCGAAGUGUGCAUCCCUUCUAA
Messenger RNA from Olea europaea var. sylvestris, 768 nucleotides. RefSeq lists its product as uncharacterized. The transcript has a single exon. Lineage: Eukaryota; Viridiplantae; Streptophyta; Magnoliopsida; Lamiales; Oleaceae. The record is from RefSeq and is a predicted model, not a curated record. The coding region runs from base 1 to 768 and encodes 255 amino acids.